Molecule: messenger RNA, 1155 nt
Organism: Diuraphis noxia (Russian wheat aphid)
Lineage: Eukaryota; Metazoa; Arthropoda; Insecta; Hemiptera; Aphididae
Product: cilia- and flagella-associated protein 61-like
Source: RefSeq, a predicted model, not a curated record
AUGACUUUAAUAUUAUUAAAUUGGUAUUACAUUAUCGUUUAUGGAAAAUACCUGGGAUCGCUAUCGGUGAUUAAUGUUCUUCUUGAGACCAAUAUAAAUAGAUCUCGAAUAGUUUAUGUGGAGACUCGAGCCAAAGAAAACAUCCCAUUUAUUACUAAUAAAUUCAUUUUAAAUGCUGUUUAUAACGAAUUGCGCAAACAAGGCAUACGUGUGUAUAAGAAAUGCGAAUUUGAAAAACACACAUUAAACGGAGAUCGAACCCGUAUUCAAAAAGUGACAUUUAAUACAGUUGGUAAGGGACUACUUACGAUUGAUUGUGAUGCAUUGUUUUGGUUCGACCAAAAAUUUGUCAGUAAAGUGAAUUGGUUUACAAUUUUACAGUCCGCGUUAAAGUUUGACGGACAUUUAGUGGUAAACACAUCAUUCGAGACCAACAUAGAAUACGUGUAUGCUGCAGGAACUAUGGCAAGGUUCAUGCAUAAUGAUUCUGUUAUCAUAUCAAAUCAUAUGUAUUAUAAUAGAUUAGAGAUUGGUAUUCGAUUAGCCAACGUGCUGAUGAAACGCUUAGGAAUUAUUGAAGAUGACAAAUCGAACGACCCUUACGUUCAGCCAGUUUUUGUUUAUUGUCAAUUACCCGGUAAAUACAAUUAUAUGCAUACCGAAGUGCCCGUUUGGCGAUCGUUGAAGACUUAUACCAGAUCACUCAGUACUGGGAAUAUUACAGAUGGAUAUUUUGAAAUUGUUGUCAACAAUUAUGGUGACAUAAUGGCAUUGUCAUGUUAUUCGAAAAAGAAUUUCAAGUAUUUAAAUUUAAUGAAUCUAUGCGGGAAACACGUGAAUAAUUUCAAUGAUAUGAUGGACCGCUUUAAAACGAAUUCCAUUCCGUGUUUUUUUGAUUAUUUCAACCAACCUUGGUCAUACAUUUUAUACUCGGUCAGGUUUUGGAAGCUAUUAGACGAAAUAAAAUUAAAACGAGAAAAUAAGAUUUCACAGUUGUCGAGAUGUCCUUAUUACGACAGUAUUUUUGAUAAGAUAUACGGGAAAAAGUUAAACACAAUUUUGAUGAACUUUGUCGUCAAUAACGUGGAUGAUUUUCCAAUGUUUUUUCAUACUACUCAUCGGAGGAAUACGACGGAUGAAUAUAACAUGGUAUAA